UAGCUUCUUUUCUUACUCCGCCGGGAUGUCCCUCCGCCGCAUCAUCCUCGGCCUCUCUAAGUCUUCUCCUUUCUCUAGUCGUAACCUCUGCUCCGCCGCCGUGAGAAGAGACCGCCUCUCCGAGGAAAUUAAACGGGCAAAUCUACGGCGCCGCAGCAACAGCCACAAGACGUGUCUUCUUCUCUCAAAUCCUCCUUACCCCAUCCCAAAAAACAGAGAGCCCCUACGGCCGGAGCACAACAAGUCGAACCAACAUUACGGUGAGAGCUAUCUACACUCGACGGUCACGUUCUUGAUCCACAAUCUCGCGGACCUCGACACGGCGAUGGAGUACGCACGCUUGACCGCUUUCACCAAAACUCGCGGCGCAACCACAACGGCCACCUGCGACCUUAUAAUCGCAGCCUUGUGCGAGGCCAAACGGUACAGAGACGCCUACGACCUCUUCCAUUACUUUUUCAACGAAUCCAACAUCAAACUCAGCGUCCGUUGCUGCAAUCACGUUGUUAAAGCUCUAUGCGACGAUGGUCGUGCCCAUGAAGCUCUUCAACUCCAUCACCACAUGCGUAGCGAUGGAAACGCCUCCUUGUGUCUAGAUUAUCAAACAUACCGUAUCUUGACCAAAUGUUUGUGCGAUGCCGGGAAGAUCGAUGAAGCUCUAGAUUUGGUUAAAGAUGUCUUCUCUUUGAGAUUUGCAAAACCAGAGGAUUACGACAUUGUGGUUUCUCAUUUCUUGGAUCACCAGCAAGAUUUUGACAAAAGCUGGGCGCUCUGUUGUGCCGCUAACCUGGGAAUGACCGAGCUUAACAAUGGCAACAACAGUUAUCCAACGGUAACAGUGACCGCCGUAACGGUGACUCUCAUUGAGCAUUGUUUCAGUCGACGGCAAGAGGAAACAGCAAUGGAAUUCUACACUGAUUUGUUAGCAAAAAGACCCGUGAUUGAAGAUGCUUCCAUUAAACCACUCUUGGAAGUUUUGUACAAGUACGGUAAGACAACCGAAGCUUGGUCAUUGUUCCAUAACAUGUUCGAGUUCCCUAGUGGUGUGGACGAGGAUUCAGACCACUCAGAGCCUAUAAAUGCAAUGAUCAAUGAGCUUUUCAAGCUCGGGAUGUCUAAGGAAGCAUUUGAUUCAUUCUUAAAAGUGAGAUCAAAACAGAGAUUCUUUAUGAACAGAUUCACGCAUGUACCUUACGCCAACAUCAUCACGAGGUGUUGCGAAGAUGGGAACUUGUUGUCCAAGGCAGACAUGAUCUUUCGUGAAUUACUCAAGGAUAAUCCAUCGGCUUGCAAGAUUUCAACAUUCGAAGAAAUGAUCAAUGCGUAUCUAAAGGCCGGGAGGCUCGGUGAUGCAUUGAAAACAGCAAACAAGAUGGUGGAUGCAAAUCUAAGCCAAGUUUCUUCGUUAUUAAAGAGUUGAUUGAUUUUACUCUCUACUUCUUCAUUUCAGCUUCUUGUUAUUUUCAACAUUACUUCAUUUUAAAAAAUGUGAGCUUGAUGGUCUGACUUGGUUUCCACUCCAAGAUAAUAAAAAUAAAGCAUCUAC
Molecule: messenger RNA, 1546 nt
Organism: Arabidopsis arenosa
Lineage: Eukaryota; Viridiplantae; Streptophyta; Magnoliopsida; Brassicales; Brassicaceae
Source: the annotation of a GenBank genome assembly